This is a messenger RNA of Glycine soja, 624 nucleotides long. RefSeq lists its product as uncharacterized. Bases 74 to 445 code for a protein of 123 amino acids. The transcript has a single exon. Gene Ontology annotation, biological process: photosynthesis. NCBI's taxonomy places the organism in Eukaryota, Viridiplantae, Streptophyta, Magnoliopsida, Fabales, Fabaceae. The record is from RefSeq and is a predicted model, not a curated record. Gene Ontology annotation, cellular component: photosystem II; membrane.
CUUUCUGAAGCCCAAUCUCUUGAGCAGAAUCUUCAGGCCAAGCCAGGUAAGCACAACCAAAGCAACACCCCAAAUGGCUUCAGCUUCUGUUCCCAUGGCGUUGUCACUGAGCUCUGUUACCAACAACAACAAGCCUUCAUCCGAAGCCUUCUUCAGGCCACUACCCCUACGCCAACCAAAGAGGACCCACUUCACCACGAAGGCAGUGUCAAACUCCAAGCCUCAAAUCAAUGCAUCUUUGAAGGAGAAGGCAGUUGCCGGACUCACAGCAGCUUCUGUGACAGCAUCUAUGGUGGUUCCGGAGGUGGCUCAUGCUGCUGGAUAUGAGUUCUCCCCUUCCCUAAAGAACUUUCUACUCAGCAUCUUUGCUGGUGGGGUUGUUCUAGCAGCCAUAUUUGGAGCCGUUAUUGGGGUUUCCAACUUUGAUCCGGUUAAGAGAACUUAAAUCAUGCAUGCUCCAAUGCUUUUCAUUUUCUCUCUCUCUUUUUCACUCUUCUUCUAGCUUCUUGUUUCAUGCAAGUUAUAUGCAACUGGUUCUGUUAUAUGCAUACUAUCUAUAUCCCAGCUGCACUUUAUUUUAUAUUUUCCUUAUUAAUCUUCAUGGUUCAAUGUGUUUAUGUUUAA